Messenger RNA from Pseudocercospora fijiensis CIRAD86, 1251 nucleotides. RefSeq lists its product as uncharacterized. The record is from RefSeq and is a predicted model, not a curated record. Bases 56 to 1195 code for a protein of 379 amino acids. NCBI's taxonomy places the organism in Eukaryota, Fungi, Ascomycota, Dothideomycetes, Mycosphaerellales, Mycosphaerellaceae. The transcript is spliced from 3 exons.
GCGAAUACUGCGAUAUUCACAUCAACUCAUCCCCCUCCUACUGAUCUUGUCCAGCAUGUGUCGCUGGUUUGCAUAUAUCUCCCCAUCCGAGCCAUGUCUGCUCGAAGACGUCCUGAUCACACCCAAACACUCCCUGGUGAAGCAAGUUUCGGACCACUACUUACCCAAACUCCUGCCUCACGACGCCGAAGGCAAUGAUGACUCCUCGAACGACAUCAAAGCGCGAAACUUGGUCUUCAACUUUGACGGUCUAGGAGUCGCCUGGUACACGUCCUCCAAAGCAGACUUCGAGCUCGCACGGCCGAGCAAGACCGCAGAUGUAGCAGCAAAAGAGGUUCGUCUCCAUGACUCCUCGCACGAACCCUACGUCUGGAUUGAUGAGGCUCACGAAUGUGAGAAGACACUCCGUCCAGCAUUGUACAAGACGAUCCAGCCUCCCCGCAAUGACUCGAAUUUCCUGAGUAUUUGUGCCAAUACCGAGACAAGAUGUCUUUUUGGGCAUAUCCGUGCGAGCUCAGGCACUGCGAUUGCAUAUGUGAAUAAUCAUCCUUUUGUGUUUGGUCGACAUACUUUUAUGCAUAAUGGAGCUGCAAGUGACUUCCAGGAGAUCAAGAGGGAUGUUGUGAAUGAGAUGAGCCCAGCUGCAUAUGCCAACGUGUUUGGCGGGACGGAUUCUGAACAUAUUGCUGGUCUAUACAUGACUUACCUCACAAACGGAGGCGAUGCUUCUUCAUUCGAAAAGACAUACUCCAUCCACGAAAUGAGCGAGGCACUUCACAAAGCCGUGGCAACAAUCAUAACUCUUCAGCAGAAGCGUCGCGGUGACAAGAAGCGACCAAACUCACUGAAUCUCUGCGCUACGGACGGCGUCAAGCUUGUUGCUUAUCGAUUCCGAAACCACCGAACAUCUCAGCCACCAUCUUUAUACUAUUCAACCAGUGCCGGAGUUACAUUGAACCGAAAAUAUCCCGACAAUGCCGAUGGAGUGCAGCACCCCAAACGCGAGAUCGGCAUUCCGGAAGAGAAACACGGCGAGCAUUUGAUUGUCGCUAGCGAACCCAGCACUUACAAAGAAGCAGAUUGGGAGUUGAUUCCAAGGAACUCAUUUGUGGCAGCCGGACCAGAUGGGGUGUUUGAAGUGAAGGAAUGUCCUUACGUUGAUGAUUGGAACGCAGAGGACCCGCCGUCCAAGUAGAAGAUCAAAGAUCAGGCUUUCAAAUCCCUCCGUAUCUAUGGAACAUUCUAAUCGUC